AUCUCACCCAAAUCGACAUUACUCUUUCACCGUUCUCGAAGCUUCCUUCUCUUCACACACUCUCCAUCCAUCAAUUCAAACCGUAUGAAACUUUCUUUACUCCACCCACUCUCUCGAAGCCUCCACCCUCUCAAACCCUCUUUCUCUCUCUCACUUCAAAGCUCAGACCACAACCGCCGUGCCCUUUCCUUUCCCAGAUUCGAAACCGUCCCUUCCUUUCUCCACCUCCAACCCUGUCAACCCUCUUUCUUUCUUACGGACUCAAUCGAAGCCCAGAUCAUCCAUGUAGCCAUGUUCCUCUGAAACCCUCUCGUUCUCUCUCACUCUCAAUCGAAGCCCAUGCUGCUCUCUCUCGCUCUCUGUCGUUCACUCUCACUUUCAAUCGAAGCCCAUCGCGUUCUCUCGGCGUUCCUCUGUUCGCUUCUCAAAGGCUCAAAGGUUUGAAGGCAAACUCCAGAUCGAGGCCCAAAUCGAGCGUCCUCAAAGGUUAAGAGGACAUGCAAGCCUCCAGAUCGGAGAUCGGAGGUUUGAAGGCUCAAAGGUCGGCGGUAGCUGAAUCAGAGGCUCAAAGGCUCAUAGGUUCAGAGGAGAUCCUCUCCAUUUUUGUGUAAUUUUUUUGAUUUGUUUAAAAAAUGUGUAUUUUAAUUGUUUAAUUUAAUCUGUGUUCAUCUCCCUUCCCCUUCUGUUGUUGAAAUUUCUGAAAUUUAAAUCUCUUUUCUGGGUUUCCUUGUAUUGUUGGAUAUGCUUGUUCAUUGAUCUGUUCUUCCCUCUUCUUUUAACGAUUAUUCUGUUGUUGCUGAAUGGAAGAGAAAAAGCAAUUUUUUAAUGGCUGCAGCAAGUUAAGGAGCGUUGCUUAGCUAUGAGCUGUUAGCAACGCCACCUCAGCAAGCUCCAAUGGGGGAGAAAAAUAAGGAACGCAGCUUAACUUAAGGAACCAGGUUAAGCAACCCCCAUUGGAGUUGCUCUAAGGUUGACAUAAAGGGUGAAUCUUUGGCAAAUAUGAAAAGACUUAGACUUCUCAUGAUCAGCAAUGCACAUGUUUCAGAUGAUAUUCGAUAUCUGUCUAAUGAGCUAAGGUUAAUUGAUUGGCCAGGAUACCCUUCUUCAACUCUACCACCAAACUUCCAUCCAAAGAGGCUUAUUUCUGUAAACUUGAGUUGUAGUUGUAGUCACAUCAAACAGUUGUGGAAGGGUGCUAAGAUAUUCAAAGACUUGAAACUUGUAUCCUUUAGCUGCUGUGAAUACCUCACUGAAAUUCUAGACUUCUCAAUGAUUCCAAACCUUGAAAGUCUCAGCCUAGACAACUGUAAAAGUUUAACCAAGGUGCAUGAGUCUGUUGGGUCUCUUGAUAAGCUUGUUACUUUGAACUUUCUAUUAUGCUCCAAUCUCAAGACUCUUCCGAGUCGUCUCAAGUUAAAAUCUCUACGAACUCUCCUCCUUACUGGCUGCUCAAAGGUUAGAAAGUUUCCUGAGAUUGUUGAGAAAAUGGAACAUCUUCACGAGAUUCUUCUCCAAGGGACUGCAAUUGAAGAACUACCAAAGUCAAUAGAAUAUCUGAUUGGGCUAAAAGUCUUACUCUUGGAUUCUUGCCAAAAGCUUGAGCAUCUUCCCAGUAGCAUUCAGAAUUUGCAAUACCUUACUGAACUUUGUCUCACUGGCUGCUCUAAGCUCCAGGAGCUUCCAAAGCUUCCACUAAACACAAGAUAUAUAGACACAAGUAAUUGUAGAUCAUUGGAAAGGUUUCCAACAUUAUCCAGCCCAUCAAAUUUGAGUGCAGAGGAAUUCCCAAGGUUUUCUCGAAUGAUGUUCAUCAACUGCCGUAAACUAAUUAAUAAGCAAGUUCAAGACCACAUGACAAGUCUCUUUUACAAUGAGGAAUCUACUGAUGAAGUUAUGCUUCCAGGGAGCAAUGUCCCAGAUUGGUUUCAACAUCAGAGUACCAACGGUUCAAUUUCUCUUGAUAUAGCUUCAAAAUUAUAUGGUAAGCAUGUGGAGUUGUUUUUUUGUGCAGUUUUUGAGGUGGACAAAGGUGCUACUACCACUGGUAUGUUUUCAUGUAUAUAUGAGGUGAUCACCAAUGAUCAAAAGACACUUGCAAUAGCCAGAAAUUUUGAGUCACUUGAGUCAAGUCAUGUAUGGCCGACUAGGAUAAAACCUGGUCGUUUGAUGUGGCGCCUCAACGGUACGCAUUAUUGGAAUCACUUUGAGAUUUCAUUUGGGAUAUCUGAAGUGUCUUCAAAGGUGAAAGUAAAAGCAUCCCUUAAAAGUUGUGGUUUCCAUAUUUCGUUCAAUCAAGAAAGCUAUCUGCUUGAUCAUGAAUCAGUUAGGAGGUACACAGGGUGAAGUGGUGAACGAUAUGCUAUACCAUAUAGGUAAUGCAUAACAGAAUGGAUCAUUAGUGACAUUGUUAUAUUUUUAGGGUCUAACGUAUUUAAUUUUUGUGAAGAGAGACAGACACAACAUGACAAGUUUAUGUAACAUGAGCGGAGUCAAUGUAUGUCUAAUUAAGCAUAUGAGUAAUAAAAGAUUAACAAGGAAAGAGAAUGAAAGUUAAAAUGA
Molecule: messenger RNA, 2559 nt
Organism: Lotus japonicus
Lineage: Eukaryota; Viridiplantae; Streptophyta; Magnoliopsida; Fabales; Fabaceae
Product: disease resistance protein RPV1-like
Exons: 3
Coding region: 1000-2343 (447 amino acids)
Source: RefSeq, a predicted model, not a curated record